UGUCUACACUGGCAUACUACCAACAACUGUAGUACUGGUGAGAUCUGCAGCCGAAAACUUCAACCAUGAGACAAUUGGUCGCUCUUCUGUUUGUGGCCUUAGUGGCUGACGCAACUCCCGGAAUUGGCUAUGGUCUUGGAGGGCUUGGCUUAGGCCUAAAUGGUGGAUUCGGUGGAGGAUAUGGAGGCUAUGGUGGUCUAUUGGGUGCUGGAAACUACGCCAAUGGAUACAGCCAUUCCACUGGAUACAACCAUGGAAACCACUUCCUGAAAGGCUUUGGAGGAGCUGGUGGGUUGAAGCAUGGUCACCUUAACAAACACUUCCUUGGCAAACGCAGUGCUGAUCCCGAGCCAGGACUACUCGGAGGACUUGGAUAUGGAGGCCUUGGGCUUGGAGGUCUUGGCUUAAACGGUGGAUUCGGAGGUGGAUAUGGCGGUUAUGGUGGUCUCUUGAGUGCAAAUAACUAUGCCAAUGGAUACAGCCAUUCCAAUGGAUACAGUCAUGGAAACCACAUUGGAGGAGGAUUCAAGGGACUGGGAGGUAUUGCAAAUGGUCAUCUUAACAAACACUUCCUCGGGAAGCGAAGUGCUGAUCCAGAACCUGGAUUACUUGGAGGUUUAGGAUAUGGAGGCCUUGGACUUGGAGGUCUUGGCCUAAAUGGUGGAUUCGGUGGAGGAUAUGGAGGCUAUGGUGGUCUAUUGGGUGCUGGAAACUACGCCAAUGGAUACAGCCAUUCCACCGGAUACAACCAUGGAAACCACUUCCUGAAAGGCUUUGGAGGAGCUGGUGGGUUGAAACAUGGUCAUCUUAACAAACACUUCCUCGGCAAACGCAGCGCUGAUCCCGAGCCAGGAUUACUUGGAGGUCUGGGAUAUGGAGGCCUAGGACUUGGAGGUCUUGGCUUAAACGGUGGAUUCGGAGGUGGAUAUGGCGGCUAUGGUGGUCUCUUGAGUGCCAAUAACUAUGCCAAUGGAUACAGCCAUUCCAAUGGAUACAGUCAUGGAAACCACAUUGGAGGAGGAUUCAAGGGAUUGGGAGGUAUUGCAAAUGGUCACCUUAACAAACAUUUCCUCGGGAAGCGAAGCGCUGAUCCAGAACCUGAAUCUGAAUGAGGAGUCCAUGUCAUCAUUAGAACAGACCACCAGCGGAUGUUUAUGUAGACAAAUACGACAAUAACAAUUUCAUGAUAGAAAUGUGAGCCUAGAUACUAGUUGUAACUGAAAAUUUAGUCUUCUUUUUGUACAGUGCAUGGUUUUAUGAAAAUAAAUUCAUAUUUUUGCAGCAAAA
This is a messenger RNA of Macrobrachium nipponense, 1287 nucleotides long. RefSeq lists its product as uncharacterized. NCBI's taxonomy places the organism in Eukaryota, Metazoa, Arthropoda, Malacostraca, Decapoda, Palaemonidae. The transcript has 2 exons. Bases 66 to 1112 code for a protein of 348 amino acids. The record is from RefSeq and is a predicted model, not a curated record.